This is a messenger RNA of Schistosoma bovis, 4062 nucleotides long. The record is from the annotation of a GenBank genome assembly. Lineage: Eukaryota; Metazoa; Platyhelminthes; Trematoda; Strigeidida; Schistosomatidae.
ACUUAGUAAGCGCGAUUUUCCAGUCUCAUCGUUUCUCUAGUGAUUGCGCGUCGGAGGUUUGACGAAAAGGAUUCUAGGGAUUUAGUCCGAGUACAACGCUCCGACCAUUUUAAUGGUUAUCUGGUAGUGGAGUAUAAUGACAGAUUUCAGUGAUAAUUGUCUAUCUGGCUUGAGUGACGAAGAAGUCAGUCUUAAUCUAAAGAAUCGCUUGUCAAAUCAUAACAGUACAGGAAAGAAUAUGAGCUCGUUUAACAGGAUGUCUGGUAACCAUAAGCAAGGCGGUGCUCUUCAGCAGUUAUCACGUCUUCUUGGGCAAACUAUGAGACUAGAAAAUGUGGCUGACUUGAAAGAGGUACUCAAAUCAGUUGGUACUGGUUAUCAGCGUGGCCUCCCAACAAUACCAAUAAAUGAUCUUCGUGGUGAAGAAGCUGCUGCCUAUCCUCGGGAGGAUUGCGUGUUGAGACGUAGUUUGGCUGCUCUGUAUCGUUUGAUUGAUAUGAGAGGAUGGACGCAUUCAAUUUAUAACCAUAUAUCUGCAAGGUGCACUACAAAUCCCAAUCAUUUCUUAAUUAACCCUUUCGGGUUACUCUAUCAUGAAAUUCAAGCCUCUAGUUUAGUAAAAAUAGAUGCAAACGGUAAUAUAGUUGAUCAAGGUAGCUCAGUGUUAGGUGUAAAUAAGGCUGGUUGGACUCUUCAUUCUGCACUACACUCAGCUCGUAAAGAUAUUAAUUGCAUUAUUCACGUUCAUUUGGCUGAUGUAAUAGCGGUUUCGUGUCUUCGCGCAGGGCUCAUGCCUGUCAGUCCUGAGGCCAUUGAACUAGUGUCAAAUCAUGGAGUUCGCUAUCAUGAGUAUCGAGGUAUUCUGGUAGAUGAGGCAGAACGUUCUAGCAUUGUGAAAGAUCUAGGCUCUAAAGCAAAGGUGUUGUUUUUACGAAAUCAUGGUGUGGCAGUUACUGCUUCUAGUAUUCCCGAAGCAUGGUAUCUCGUUAAACGAGUAAUAGCUGCUUGUCAAACCCAAAUGCGAUUGAUGCAACUAGGGAAUAUGACAAGUUUAUUGUCUGAUUUAAAGGACAGUGCUGUGCAGCUAACAGACGGUCAAGCUGACCAGUCAGAAGAAAUAGGAUCAAAUGUCAUAGAUCAAAGUAAAAAUGGUCAUACAUCAGUGAAUGGUAAAGCUGGCAGUGAUAAUGGAGAUAUUUCAUGGACACCAGCAGAAUUAGAAUUUGAGGCUGAAAUGCGUGUUCUGGAUAGUGCUGGUUUCAGAACUGGUCAUGUUUAUCGUCAGCCUAAUUUACUGAGACGCACACAUCCUGGUUCAUCGUGGCCAGGAGACACAUAUGGUGACCAAAUAACAGCGGCUGAUUUACUGACAACGGACUUUUCCACUAAUGAGUUCAGUGGAGUUGAAGAUUUAGCUGCAGCUGAAGCAGCGGGCGCUGAACAAGUGUCUAGAAUUGUUGAUCAUGUCCGUGCCAGUCGCCAAAAAAAUGCACAACGAAAUCAGUGGUUAGCAAAAGCUAAUGAACCACCACAAAACGGUAUGGCACCGAACAAACGAAUUAAUGAUUCCUGUGUAAAUAAGAGUGCAACACUACCUGCCAAUGUACAGCAUUUGUCUGUAAUGUCGAACUCAAAUACCCUCCAAUCGGUUGAUGGUGAUCUUUUGAAUAAUAAUGUUGAGGGAAGUAAAACGCUUGAGAAAAAGAUCAAAAAGAAAGGAAGCUUCCGAAUGCCAUCAUUUUCCAGAAAGAAGAAACACUAGCAAUAAAAUUACAUUGAUGUCUACUACACACCUGCUUGUAUUUGUUUCCAUUUUCAUGCAUUCACUUUAAUGUCUCUGUGGUCAUAUAUAUUACUAUAAUACAGCUUUAUCUAAAUUUAAAAUAACGGCUAACUGAAAUAAUUUGAAAAUUGUUAUUGCAUAAAGAUAUACAGUCAUCAGAUGUUAGUGGUGUUUUCCCCUGUUUUAUAUUAUGCUCUUAUAUUAAUUUUCCUUACUGAUUGUUGGAGUUUUCUUUUUCCUUACUUAUCAUUUAUCUUUUUUUGCCAAUUGUUAACCACUCGAUAACUUCACUUGAUAUCUGUUAUUUUUUGUUCAGUUUUUCUGUAUGUGUGUGAUCCUGCCUUCAUUCGAAUUGCUAUAUAGCUUUUUAAUGAUAAUAAUCAUUGUUUUACAAUGUCUGAUCAUUAGUAUUAAUGGUCCACAAACAUGUUUUGCUUACUGAACUAUUUGUUCGGUACUUCAAAAAAUUCACAUAAUCCCACUGUCUCAAGGAGAUAUCAGUUCUUGAAUAUUUUCUAACAUGAUUAAAGAAGAAACACUUCUCUUCACUAAUUUCCAUCUCGGGAAAUAGAAUUUUUAGCAUUCUAACACAAGUGUAUGUGGAAUAACACUGUAUGAAAUUUUGAUUUCCUCUUUCUCAUACUGUGAAUAUUCAAUUAUAUAAACACCAAUCAGUCUUUUACUCCAGAGAAUUUCUCAUUUAUAAAGUCCUCAACUCUUUUUCUCCUUUAUCAGAUAUGAAUCAUUAUUGUGGUUUAACAGUGUAUGAGUUAUAUAUAAAUUUGUUUACAUUUUAUCAGGAAUAUGAUAUGCUAUUCCUCUUUUUUGUACUUUAAAGUCUUGAAAAUUCGGUCAUUUUCCGUUCUUCCUUCCAACUCAGCCCAUAUUUUUUUGUUGAUUUCAUCUAAUUCAUUAAUGUCUCAUUUCUUUCGUAUCUCCAUCUAAAGUUUGUUCAAUUGUUCAGCUUAGUGUUCUUGGUUAUGUGCUUACGAGUCUAUGGCUCUCCUUGUAACAUCGUGUCGACAAACAGUAUACUCGGAACUUGUUUUUUUGACGUUUAUUAUUAUAUUCUGAAUAAUAUUAUUUUAGUCUAAUUACAAUAGAAUUUUUUGUUUGGUUAUUGAAUAUGCCUGAAGACUAAAUUUUUUACGAUGGAAAUUUUAUUUGUUGUGGACGUUAUUCUUUUUAGAUAUUCAGUUAGGUGUAUAUCAAUUUUUCUAUUCGCGAAUCCGAAAAGAACCGCUGUUGUAUGCUAACUCAUGGGAUUAUCGUCUAAAUCAGAAUCAUGAUACAUUUUUAUUGUGUAUAAUUCUGUUUACAGAUGGUUAAAUUUGGAAAAUUGGAUUCCUUAAACGGUAAACCGUUGAAAAAUCUUACGAACGCAAUGCAUUAUCAUAGUGUUAUUUAACCGCUAGCCGAAAUUUAUUUACAUAUUACUCUUUAAUUUAUUACAUUUAAUCUGAAUCUCUAUAAAGAUUUAUUGUGAACAUUUAGUUAAAGUAUAUAUCAUAACAGUGUUUAGUUAGCAUUCAUAGGAUUUGGAAUAUUUUAAUCGUAUUUAUAUCUAGGAAAAACAAUUUGCUGUUUAAGUGAUUUCGUAAUGAACUAUUUUGAAUCCGUGACACUACGCCCUGAAACUGAAUAUCUUGAUUAACUAAUUUAUGCUUAAUGAGAAAUAUUUCCUGCUAAAUACAAAAGUACAGGUCUAGUAAGAACACCUGUGCAUAAUACAUUGUCUUACAAACCGUUACAUAAUUAUGAGAUACCGUCCUUUACUUUAUAGAUUUACUUUAACUACUUGAGAUUGCUUCUUUCAUGACGCAUAUGUUUCAUUGAAUUGUACAUGAUUUCUAAAAUACAUUGCAUGGAGUAGUGAGAUUUUUUACAACUGAGUAACUUCAACAGAAUUCAAGCCAUUUUUAUACUUCAACUAAUUUAAUGAUCAGAUUAUGCGGUUCGAUUGUUGUCUUAAGUAUAAAGAUUGCUAAUUGAUGGCCAUUUUGUCUUUUCGCCCAAUUUAUAUUUGGACUUAAUAUUCCAUGUUUUGAUAGGUAUCUUUUAUACAGAGUUUUUGCAAGAAAAAUGUUGCUGAAAUAUUCAUCUUUUGUACAAAUUAUCUUAAAAUUGUUAACGUAGGUUUAAACCCAUUAUUUUACUUUAAACUAGGAUUGUUUUAAUCGUUAUUUCAAAAUAACUUGUUUUUUGUUUGGAUAUAUUGCAUUCGGUUAUCCUAAGUAAUGUCAAUUGCCGGUUAUUUCUGAAAACUAUUGUUCUUUAGU